AGGCCGCCUCCGGCGGCACCCCUCGUGCGCUCCACGCCCCGGAGGGGCGCCCGUUCGGCCAGUCGGGGACGUCGCAGGCUGCCUGUGCGAACCCCCAGGCCUUGCCAGCGAGAAUUGCCCUCAUUGGGCGGGGCGACGGAUGUGGCUCCCAGACAUCUCCAGCGUCGGCGGGUCCGUGCUGAAGCGGAAAGCUACCUGGGCGGGCGAGGAUUCCGAGCACGGCAACGUGCUCCAGAACGAGUUGCUCCGCCACUUCGUGCUCGGCGAGGAUCCUGAGGAGGAUGCUCGCGGUGUCAGAAUCAAAGCUUGCGCGGGCGUAUCGGGACUGAAUUUGUGUGAUGACCGAUGUUCGCCGGGGGAGACGGGCUACGCAAAGGGCACAGUCAUUUACGAGGGAAUCAUCAAGGCGCUGUGCAAGGCUGGUUAUGUGAAGAGCGUCACACUGGAAGGUGCCCCCUACGAUUGGCGACUCGCGCCAGGGACCCUUCGGAGGCGUGGCUACUUCGAUUCCCUCCGAGAUUUAGUCGAGCGUCUCAAUCGGGAUUCUCCGCAAAAGAAGGGCGUCAUCAUCCUAGCCCACUCAAUGGGGAACAAGGUUGUGCAGUACUUCCUCAAUAUGAUGAAGGAGUCGGAACCGGCAAGCGGACAGCAGUGGCUAGAUCAGCACAUUCACACUUGGAUCAUGGUAGGUGCACCAACCCUUGGAGCAGCCUACACAGGCCGCAUGGCAAUCGUCGGUGACUCCCCUUACCCAGGGAUAACGGCUCUCUUCUCCCAGAAUGAGCUGCUCUACCUUUUUCGUUCCCUUGGCAGCUUGCCGUGGCUUUUUCCUAUUGGAGCUCACGCCCAGCAUCUAUUCUACGUGCGCCGCGAGGGAGCUAUAGAUGCCAAGGUGUCCAAGUUAGAUUUGGACGGGCGCGCCGUCAAGCCGGGCUACACCUUCACCAUCACGUUUGAGAUCAGCUGGGGCAGAGGCAAUGGAGCCGCUGUGGUUACUUCAGGACCCUGCGACCAGAUCAUUGGCAAGCAAUGCUUCUUCAGCAAGGAGAACAAAACUAGUUUCUUGCGCGUUGGGGGGCCCCCAGAAUUACCACCCGAUGCGACGAUCAAGAUUGUUGUGAACAAGCUGGCACUCUUUGAGGGCCCCGACGGCACCUUGCCAGAUGUGCAGGCAGCCCUCACCGAGUGCUGGAGCAGAGGCGUCUGUGGAGUGCUGCGUUCCUGCCUUUGGUUCGUCUGCUUUUGCGGCUGGUGCCAAGUCUUGUGCCGAUUGGUCGGUGCUCUUUGUCACGUGGCCAGGCGCGCGCUCAGUUUUCUCAAAUGCAUGUCCUGUUCGAUUGUGGGAAAAGCGCAAGGUCGAGAGUACGCGGGCACCCCUGUCUUUUCCACCGCCACGGUGAAGCUCUCUACCUUGCUACCCAACGAGCCCAGCGGAAAAGCGUGCGUCAAUAUUGAGUUGCCCUUGAGGAGUGGGAUCUUCGACUGUUUCGGCAAGGGCUCGGUAUCCUUUGAGAUGCGCUGGCGCAGCAGAGAGGCGCUGUGGAAGGAGUGGGCAGGCUCUGCCCCGCCCAGCCAAUCCAGGGAUGCCCCGAGCAGGCUUGGCGAACCAACCGCCAAGCAGCGCACGCGCACGGGCUUGUCGCGGCCACUCCUCGAAUGUUUCAAGUCCAGGGCGACCGCGCGACGGGAGUCGGAGAACCUUGUCCAGGUUCAGCACAGCAAGCGGCCGAAGAUGGAGGUCUACGAUGCGGUGAGCAUGAUGGAUAUGUUGAAGCUCUCGAAGUGCCACCGCGUCCUGGAAGUGUGGAAGCAAUACUAUCAUGGCGACCCUUUCUACAACGAUGCAGGCGAAGACGGGUCGGCGAAUGUGCCUCCUGUUCACCGAGUUGUGGGCAUAUAUGGGCAGAACGUGGAGACCGAAAUCAUGAGCGUCUUGCGAAUCAACAGCGACAGAAACAAGAUCAACAGCCGUUUCAUAUUAGACAUGGAGGCAGAGCUCAAGCCCGAUUCCGAUUUAUCCAAAGGUGGCAGCGUUCUCAAGGGUGGCGUUGUCUACGAUCUGGACGGAGACGGUGUAGUUCCUCCGAUCUCGCUAGCACGAAGCUGUGAAUGGAAGGAGAGGCUUGAUUACACGGGGCAUGUGCUUCGGGGGUCCAGCCACACUACGAAUAUGUUGGACCCGAGAGUACUUGAAUCGAUCAUGAGGGCGCUCGUGUGA
Molecule: messenger RNA, 2218 nt
Organism: Prorocentrum cordatum
Lineage: Eukaryota; Dinophyceae; Prorocentrales; Prorocentraceae
Source: the annotation of a GenBank genome assembly